GACCAUAAGAACCUAACUACAGUUUAUAAAAAAAAUGGAUCAUUUGAUCAGCAAAGAAAGGAGUUAUUAGAAAAUUUCAAGCAAUCGGAAACCCAUUCCAAUUUAUUAUUGAAGUUAAGGCUAAUGGUUGAAAACAAGGUGAAAAAUGAUCCUUCGAUACUCAUGAAGAAUAAGGGGAAGAUGGGAGCAUUGAUCCAAGGGGAGAUUAUUAAUCAACGUUUAAGCAAGAAUGAGGAUAGAAGCAAUACGGAGAGAGGUAUUAAUAGUAAUAACACGAAUAGUUUGUUGAGUAUAGUGGAUAAGGAUAUCCAAGAAAAGAUAAUCGACUCGCCCGAGUUCCACGAGACUUUGAGAAUAGAAUUGAAAGACAUCAAGAGAAAACUAGAAGGAAUAAGUGAUGAAGAUUACGUAAAGAUAUUAGAAGAAGAAAAGAUGCAACGAGAGAAAGAACUUGAAGAACUUGAACAGAAAAAGCAAGAAAAAGAAUCGGCUUAUAAGAAUAACUUCAAAAUGAAGAAUAUGAAUAAAGUGAUCAAGCCACCAAGAUUCAAUUUUGGG
Messenger RNA from Hyphopichia burtonii NRRL Y-1933, 558 nucleotides. RefSeq lists its product as uncharacterized. The transcript has a single exon. The annotation marks the transcript as partial. The record is from RefSeq and is a predicted model, not a curated record. Lineage: Eukaryota; Fungi; Ascomycota; Pichiomycetes; Serinales; Debaryomycetaceae.